This is a messenger RNA of Vitis riparia (riverbank grape), 1459 nucleotides long. Its product is annotated as probable transcription factor At4g00390. The coding region runs from base 1 to 1311 and encodes 436 amino acids. Lineage: Eukaryota; Viridiplantae; Streptophyta; Magnoliopsida; Vitales; Vitaceae. Gene Ontology annotation, cellular component: nucleus. The record is from RefSeq and is a predicted model, not a curated record. Gene Ontology annotation, biological process: regulation of DNA-templated transcription. The transcript has a single exon.
AUGGUGUUGAAGUACAACCCAUUAUUGGUUCCGCCUCCAGUAUCAUCAUCGGAUGAAGAACCGUCAGAUUCCGAAAACGACGUCGCUGACAGAGAAAACGACGUCGAUGACAGCGAAAACGACGUCGUUGACAGUGACAGUGACAACGACGUCUCUGAGGCCGAAAGCGAAGAGAAUGACGUUGAUAGGGGAGACGACGACGUCGUUGUGGUAGAGGACUCGGAAGAUGAGCAGCCGAUAGGCUUACUGAAGAAGUCCAAAGCUGGGGCUUCUUCGUCGAAGACUCCCACAGCUGGGGCUUCUUCCUCGAAGGCUCCCACAGCUGGGGCUUCUUCCUCGAAGCCAGCAGCUGAACCCGGGUCGGAAUCCAACUCCGAUGGGGGUUCCGACGAGGUCCGGAGCGUAUCGUCUCCGGAUUCUGACGGAUUUACUGUCCGUCAGAUAGUGCUGAAGCGGGAGAAGCAGGUGGUGGCGGGAACUGCGAGGAGACGCUCCGGGAAGAAGCCAGCGAGGUCCGGGCCCAGUGGGUCGGAGGCGGAGAAAAAGAGGAAGAGGAAGAAGGUGGAUGGUGGAGAUGGGGCUGAGAGGUCGGAGAAGAAGGAGGUGGACAGUGGGGAAGGAGCUGUUAAGCCGGAGAAGAGGGCGCUGUUUCAAAGGUUGUGGAGCGAGGAGGAUGAAAUCGCUCUGUUGCAGGGGCUCGGGGAGUACGAGCGGCAGAAAGGAACGGACCCAUUUUACGAAAUGGAUGGGUUCUUUGAAUUCAUCAAGGGCUCCAUCCACAUCAGGGUUACGCAGAUGCAGCUGGUGAACAAAGCCAGAAGGAUGCGGAGGAAGUUCGUGAGGAAUGCCAUGAGAGGCAAGGAUGGGAAGGACCCAUCUUUUAAGAGGCCUCAUGACCGCAGGGCUUACGAGGUUUCUAAGACAAUAUGGGGCGAUGGGAAGAUGAAAAUUAGGCCUAAGAGAAGAGGCAGGCCCUUCGGAACCAGCAACAGGUUUGCUUCACGGAAACGUGAAGUGAUUAAAAAGGAAGAUGGUCCUCAGAACACUCAGGAGGAGAAGGGUGGCGAGGAUUUUUGGGCUCGCUAUCCAUGCCUUCGUGACUCUAUCGACAGCUUUCCCUCCCUGCCGGAAUGGGGAAAGAAACUUAUGAUGGAGAAGCUCAUAGAGACCCCGGAGGAGAAACUGAAUGAGCUGGAGGGAAGGUGGAAGGAGCUGGGGCGGGCUGUAUGUGAGCUUCAUCUCAGCCACUUACAGCUGAUUAAGGACCAAGCUAAGGUGGUGCACGAAGCAAUGACGUCCGACAGUCAGUAGAGGUCCACAGAAUCAUAGGGUCCUUUUCUUUUUUCUUUCUUUCUGUGUCCCUUUUUGUUUUUGUUUUGUUUUUUUUUCGGUUUUGUUUUGUUUUUUGUUUUUAAUGUUUCUGUUCAGUAAUAUGAUAGAAGUACUUUCUUUACAAUUC